This is a messenger RNA of Erinaceus europaeus (western European hedgehog), 2887 nucleotides long. RefSeq names its product membrane associated ring-CH-type finger 10 (gene MARCHF10). Lineage: Eukaryota; Metazoa; Chordata; Mammalia; Eulipotyphla; Erinaceidae. The record is from RefSeq and is a predicted model, not a curated record. Gene Ontology annotation, molecular function: zinc ion binding. The transcript is spliced from 11 exons. The coding region runs from base 230 to 2554 and encodes 774 amino acids.
GCAGCCGCCCCCUCCGCCUCCGCCCGACUGAGCUGCCUCCAGCGGGAGGAGGACGAGGGGCGGGCCGAGGGAGGGGAGAAGCGAGAGGAGGAGGAGCAGGGAAGGAGCAGAGGCGUCGGGCGCUUGAUGGGCGGACCCUCCGCCCCGCACCUGCCCGCAGGCCCCACGCCGCCGCCCCUGUAGCCCCGCCCGGGAGGAGGGACUGAGCGCAGGUUGGCCACUAAGAAUCAUGUUGCAUGAAGCGAGGGGCAGGCAGAAGUUCGUCAGCGAUGUCCAGUACCUGCAGGACAUACAGCACAAAGUGGACUCUGAAUACCAGGCUUGUCUCAGACGACAGGGAUUCAAGAGAAACACAAAUGAGAAGGAACAAGAGCAGCUGGGGGGACAGGCAACCAGUCUAGAAAGAUCCCGGUAUUCAAGUGGCACAUCUUCCAAACAGAGCUCUCAUGAGGAAGACCUUCUAGUCGAACCCAGAUCAUCUACCGAGAAUCCUACGUGUAAGAGAAACUCCAGACUUCCAGCCAUCAACCAGAAGUCAGUCAAGCAGAAAGACAAAAGCACCAUGACGGCCAGGAGUGCAGAGAAAGCAGCCCCCAGCAAUGCCCCUCCAGCAGCCCAGGCCACACAGAGUUUAUCAAGGAAGAGAAGGCCACACCUGGGGCGAAUGACAGUCAUCCCAGAAAUGCAGAGCCCCAGGGCAUCCAGGGACGGAAGCAGACAGAAACUGCAGCUACCAGUGAAGGUGCCGGUCCUCAGGGGCGCAGAUUCAGUAGCUCAACAGGAAGGCCCAAAGCGGACCAGCGACACUAAACCCAAGAGACUGACUCGAGAGAGAAGGAACGUACUUCCAUUCUCCCAGAAAAUGAAGACGAAAAUCAAAAUCACCCCCGAGAGAAGCAGAGGAGCGCCCCCCCCAGGCCCGCCCCCGUGCUGCCAAGGGACAGGCUGCCCCCAGAGGCCGGGCGGGUCCCCGGGCACGACGGGCACGACGGAGCCGAGGAAGGUGCCGUUUGGGUUCCGGGAUGAGGACUUCUACUCCGUGUUGUCACUGAACGCGGGGGCAGCCGCCGACGACGACGACACGGAGGAGGAGACGCGCCUGGAGGAAGAGCGGCUGCUGGUGGGCAUGCGCCCGGCCCGCUGUCCCUUGAGCCAGACCUGCAGGCUCCUCGGGGCCCCGGCCACUCUGGCCAAAAGAAAAGCCUGCGAGGACAGUCCUGCCAACCGCGGGGCAGGCGCUCCCUGGAGCGCAUCCUGUCCGCACUCGGCGAAGGCCAGCAGGGCCGCCGAGCCUCCCGGCAGGCAGAAGACACCCCGAGGCCCCGAGCCACCCCGCCGGGGCCCUGCCGCAGACAAGGACAGUGUCGACGGGGAAAGUGACAGGUCGGACGCCAGUGUAGACGAGGACAUCAAUGCUGAAGACGGGUCGAGUGGCGGCUACACUCCCAUGGAAGACAGGCCCGGCGCCCGUGACCACCAGAGGGACUGGCGGGCCUACCUGAGUAGCUCCAGCCGCUCUCUGGACUACUUCCUGUCGGCCAGGCCCGCAGCCCCACGGGCAGCAACGCACGCGUCCUACAACGCCCACGGGCCGGUGGUCUUCCCUCCUCUGAGUGAUGAGGUCCCGGUAGACCCGUCCCCCUCCUCUGCGUCAACUUACAGCUCGGACUCAGAGGGGAGCCUGAGGCUUAACAUUCGCCAGCCGCUGUCCCCCAUCCGAAGCAGGGGUCUGGCCGCCUGUACAGAGCAGCACAGUUGUUCCCAAGCAAACGAUGCUCAUGAAGCUGAUGUCAGGAGAGGAGACAGCGGCGCAGCCAGCCAGUCUCCAGCGGCUCCAUCGUACACACACAGGCUUUUGCUGGAUCCUGAAAACAGCCUGUCUUCUGGGCCCUCUCUCCCAACAGUGAACUUACAAGGCCACUUGCACAUGUCUGGGUCCCUGCAAGAAAAUAUACCUUCUUUUACCUUCUUUGCAGUGUCUGACUUCCCAGGUCAAAAUAGUGGCAGCAGAGUGUCCAUUUCUGCUUUCAUAGAUGAAAAGGAAGCCACUAAGAGAAAGGCAGACCCGGAGAAACUCAAGAAGCUGCAGGAAAGUCUCCUGGAGGAGGACUCAGAGGAGGAGGAGAACCUGUGUCGAAUCUGUCAGAUAGCCGGGGGCUCCCCAGCCAACCCCCUCCUGGAGCCUUGUGGCUGUGUGGGGAGCCUGCAGUUCGUUCACCAAGAGUGUCUGAAAAAGUGGCUGAAAGUGAAAAUAACAUCAGGGGCAGACCUCAGCGCUGUGAAGACCUGUGAGAUGUGCAAGAAAGGCCUGCUGGUCAACUUGAAGGACUUCAACCUGACUGAGUUCUACCAGAAGCACCAGCAGUCCCGGGCACAAAACGAGCUGGUGAAUUCAGGGCUGUACCUGGUGCUGCUGCUUCACCUCUAUGAGCAACGGUUUGCAGAACUCAUGCGGCUCAACAACCACCGGGUUGCCAGAGUGAGGCUGUCAAGAAAUCACCCACAACCCAGGCCGGAAGACAAUGAGAAUUCCGAGCUGGGAGAGGAGAAUUAAAGGCUGCGGGAGCUUGGUGGAGAGACCUCUCCCUGCACUCACCCUUCCUGUGUCCCCAAGCGUCCUUCCCUCCUCUUUACUGAAACUGAAGCCAGUGUGUUCACAGUCCCACUGUCAACUUGUGCUGCCCUCCUCUUGGGUCCGGCUUGAGCACUGAGGGCUGGUGACGGCCUUGCCUGCCAGGCUGCUCUGUGCCGCCUCUCAGCCCAGAGCCCAAGGAGAUGGCAGCCCUGCUGGCCCGACCCGUGGCCCCUUGUGCCGGGCGCCCACUGGGGCCUCACGCCACCAUGUAGACUCGUGUCUUACGUUCAGUAAAUUGACUUUACUCACCCA